AUGCGCCCCCAUCGCUUCUGGGGUCUGUCUGCCCUCCUCGCCUCCCCCUCUGCACUACCCUCGGCGCAGGCCACGCAGGCUGCAAAGCACGCGAUCCUCCAAGGGUCUCUGCAAGCGGGAACGUGGGCGAAGCAGACCAAGGAAGUCUUCGAGCUCGACUCACUCAACACUUGUGAUGCUUGCAUGAAUUUACUCAGCGUUCUGGAAGCUCUCAGUGAGCACAAUGAGAACCCGGUUGAGGCCCUUAUGAAGAAGCUAUGCAUAUCUACCACCCAUUUCAAUGAACGGUACUGCGAGCGCGUUGGCCAGAAGCAUGUUCCCGAGCUCAUGUACAUUGCGAGGGGCGUGGACCCCUACUCGCCCACGGCAAAGCAGUUUUGCUUUUCGCUCUUUGGCGUCUGCGACCCCCCUGAGGUGCGGGAAUGGAGGUUUCCCUUCCCGAGCCUGCCGUUCUGCGACGAGAAGGAUGAACCCAAGGCCAUCAUACCCAAGAAGCCCAAGAAACCCAAGAAGCAGAAGCGCCCGCUCAGGAUCGUUCACUUCACCGACAUUCACUAUGACAAGGAAUAUUGGCCUGGUACCAGCACCACGUGUGACUACCCAAGGUGCUGCCGACUGGCCCCCUGGGCACCCUUUGAAGAUUCUUGGAACCCGCCACCGAGACCAUGGCCCGAGAAUAUACAGUCUCCUGCCGGCUGGAAUGGCGAACACAACUGCGGCACGCCGCAGGGGCUGGAGCUGAGCAUGUAUAACAAGAUCAAGGAGGUCUUGGAUAGACGCCAUUACAGGAAACAGGGUUGGGACGGGAGGGGCCCGAUGAUCCUCUUCACCGGCGACAUUUCUCAUCAACUGAUUUCCGAUAUCAGUGGGAGCAUCGCCACAAAUUAUACCGACCGAUUCUAUGGCCCGAGGAUGAAGUGGCUGUCCGAGCCGUACUACUGGAUCUUCGGCACCCUCGGCAACCACGACGCGCACAGCGUCAAUAUCUUCGAGCCGACGCAGAUGGGAUGGUCGACGCGGUGGCUGUACAACGUCACCGGAACGGGGCUGGCGCAGUACCUCGGCUGGGACGUGAAGCGGCAGAUGCUCAAGCACGGCGCCUACUCGACCCGGGUCCGGGGGCUCAACCUGCGCAUCAUCUCCCUCAACACCAACCUGUACAGCCGGCUCAACUGGGCGCUGUACCUGCUCAACGGCGCGCGCGACCCGGACGGCCAGCUGUACUGGCUCGCGCAGGAGCUGGACAGGGCGGAGAAGGCCGGCCAGCCCGUGUACAUCAUCGGCCACAUGCACUUUGGCCACCCGGACGCGCUGCCGGAUCAGUCCAACUACUUUGACCAGAUCGUAAGGCGGUACGCCUCGACGAUCCGCGGCAUGUUCUUCGGCCACACGCACCUGGACGAGUUUGCGGUGAGCUACUCGGACCCGGCCCGGCGCGACGCCGACCACGCCGCGGCCGUCUCGUACAUUGGCCCGUCGCUGUCGCCGGACACGGGGAUGCCGGCGUUCCGCGUGUACGACGUGGACCCGGACACGUUCGCGGUGCGCGACUUUGUCACGUACAUUGCCGACAUGGAGGACCCGGCGUUCCAGCGCGAGGAGGGCCCCAGGUGGACGCGGUACUACUCGGCCAAAGAGGCGUACGGCUGGGCGGCCUCGCCGCCGCUCGGCGAGGAGGACGGGCUGACGCCGGCGUUCUGGCACAACCUAACCGAGGCGUUUGAGCGCAACGCGACGCUGUUCGACGAGUUCGUGCUGCGCAAGACGAGGGGGUGGAUCAGGGACAAGUGCGAGGGGGAGUGCAAGGAGAAGGAGCUUUGCCAGCUGCGCGCGGGGCGCAGCCAGGACGGCUGCAGCGUGCGCGGGGAGGGCAUCGUCUGGGGGUUCGGGGAGCCGUUCAAGGUUGGAAACGGUAGUAGGGGCGGGGGCGAGAAGGAGAGGCGCGGGGUGGACAGCAGGGCGUGCGCGGAGACGGAGCUGCCGGACGUGAUCGGGGGCUUGCUCUCGCGCGGGGACCUGCUGGAGGAGUUGCAGGCGAGGUUCGUGGCGGGCAACGGGACGAUCAGGCCGUGGGAGGAGGCGCGGCCGGAGGUGUGCGAGCGGUCGACGGUGGUGAUGCCGAGAGGGUGGAACGCGACGGGGAACUGCGUGGACCGCGAGGCGACUAAGGAGCCGUUUGAGACGGCGGCGGGGGAAGAUUGA
This is a messenger RNA of Cordyceps fumosorosea ARSEF 2679, 2202 nucleotides long. RefSeq names its product Sphingomyelin phosphodiesterase. Gene Ontology annotation, molecular function: hydrolase activity. Bases 1 to 2202 code for a protein of 733 amino acids. The transcript has 5 exons. NCBI's taxonomy places the organism in Eukaryota, Fungi, Ascomycota, Sordariomycetes, Hypocreales, Cordycipitaceae. The record is from RefSeq and is a predicted model, not a curated record.